Cladophialophora immunda is the source of this 1797-nucleotide messenger RNA. RefSeq lists its product as uncharacterized. The transcript has 2 exons. Gene Ontology annotation, cellular component: endoplasmic reticulum membrane. Bases 1 to 1797 code for a protein of 598 amino acids. Gene Ontology annotation, biological process: protein N-linked glycosylation. Gene Ontology annotation, molecular function: alpha-1,2-mannosyltransferase activity. The record is from RefSeq and is a predicted model, not a curated record. Lineage: Eukaryota; Fungi; Ascomycota; Eurotiomycetes; Chaetothyriales; Herpotrichiellaceae.
AUGGACCCGACCUUAGAGGACUUUAAGAGACGAAAAGAACCUAUCAGAUCUCCCAGAGGAGCUAGAGGUCAGCAAACUCCUCGACCUGCUCCGACCAAGUUCUUCCUGCCUCUGAAUAUCGCCUUUUAUGUUUGCUUCGCUUCGCAUCUCCUAGCGGCAUUGUAUGCCCCGAUCCAGGACUGCGAUGAGACCUUCAACUAUUGGGAACCACUGCAUUACUUAAACCAUGGUUACGGGCUUCAGACAUGGGAGUACUCUCCAGAAUUCAGCAUUCGGAGCUGGGCAUAUAUCGGUCUACACGCCCUCCCCGCAAAGAUCGCCGGCUUUUUUGGCGGGUCGAAGACGUUCGAAUUCUAUGCCCUGCGUAUCGUGUUGGCAUUUAUCUGCGCGGCGACUGAGGUCCGUCUUUAUUCAGCCACAAGUCGGACCAUCAAUCCAAGGAUCGGCGUCAUCUACCUCAUGAUUGUUGCUUUCUCCCCCGGGUUUUUCUACGCCUCUUCUGCAUUUUUGCCAUCUAGCUUUGCCAUGUACACGUCUGCCUUAGGUCUGACAUGUUUUAUGGAUUGGCACGGAGGUUCUAAAAUAGCCGCAGGCAUCAUGUGGUUUGGAAUCGGUGCUCUGCUCGGAUGGCCGUUCUCAGGCGCUUUGAUUAUUCCAUUCGUCGUCGAAGAAUGGCUCAUGGCGGUGGUAGGGCAAGCAGAUCUUUUUGAGACUUUCAGACGGUUCCUGGACGGUGGCGUACGGUGCUUGGUAGUUCUGGCUCUUCAGAUCAGCAUCGACACAUUCUUUUACCACAAGAUCGCGGUGGUGCCUUGGCGUAUCGUCGCCUACAAUGUCUUCAGCGGCAAGGAUCGUGGUCCUGACAUAUUUGGGACGGAACCAUGGGAUUACUACCUGAGGAAUCUGCUCCUGAACUUCAACAUGUGGUUUAUCCUUGCAGCAAUUUCAGGACCGCUCGUCCUGUUCCAGUCGGUUAUCCUGCGCCAAUAUCCCACCAAACAAACACUUCUCAGGACACUUACCUUCCUCUCUCCGUUCUAUUUGUGGCUGGUCAUUUUCACCAUUCAACCCCACAAGGAGGAAAGGUUCAUGUUUCCUGCUUACCCUUUCCUCGCGUUGAAUGCCGCUAUCGCAUUCCACUCCCUGUUGGCAUGGAUCGGAUCCACGGAUUCGUUCAUUUUUGGGAAAAUCCCGACAAAGCUCAAACUAGCCGCCAUUUUGCCGAUUGUGCUCCUCGCCAUCAACACCGGGCUGCUGCGUAUCGUGGGUACAAUGACCGCGUAUAGGGCCCCGUUGCGGAUCUACGACAGUCUCAACGCGUCAAACCUGACGCAGGAAGACAAUACCGUCUGCUUCGGCAAGGAUUGGUAUCGCUUUCCAUCCUCGCAUUUUCUCCCCGACGGUAUCCAUGCGAAAUUUAUCAAGAGUGAAUUCGACGGUCUCUUACCUGGAGACUUUCACGAGGGCAAGACUGGGUUUGGGUUCUUUCCGGGAACGUGGUUGAUACCGCCUGGAAUGAACGAUCGAAACGAAGAAGAUCCUGCAAAAUAUAUCGAUGUCCAGCAUUGCACGUUCUUAGUUGACUCCUACAUGCCCGGCAUGCAGGCUACCGAGCACGAACCACUGUAUAUUCUGGACGAAGAGCAUUGGGAGAGGAUGGCGUGCGCACCGUUCUUGGACGCUUCGCGAACUGGAACACUUGCUAGGACGAUCUGGAUUCCCGAAUUACCAUUCAUUCCUCCCAGAUAUCGGCGGCAUUGGGGUGAACACUGCCUGCUGCGCCGAAGGAAGGCAUGA